This is a messenger RNA of Ceratotherium simum simum (southern white rhinoceros), 3600 nucleotides long. Lineage: Eukaryota; Metazoa; Chordata; Mammalia; Perissodactyla; Rhinocerotidae. The record is from RefSeq and is a predicted model, not a curated record.
GCCUUCAGCCCCGCAGGUGCCAUGACGCAGCAGCCCCAGGAGGGCUUCGCCCGGAGCGUGGAGGACGCGCGGCAGUGGAUGAAGGCUGUGCAGGAGCGGCUGCAGAUCAACGACAACACGCAGGGGCCCCGCGCGGCCCUGGAGGCCAGGCUGCGGGAGACGGAGAAAAUAUGCCAGCUGGAGCCGGAGGGGCGCGUGAAGGUGGACCUGGCGCUGCGGGCGGCCGAGGCCCUCCUGGCGUGCUGCCACGAGGACCAGAAGCCCGAGAUCCUGGCCCGGCUGAAGGACAUCAAGGCCCAGUGGGAGGAGACGGUCACCUACAUGACGCACUGUCACAGCCGCAUCGAGUGGGUGUGGCUGCACUGGAGCGAAUACCUGUUGGCCCAAGAUGAGUUCUACCGCUGGUUCCAGAAGAUGAUGGUGGUGCUGGAGCCCCCUGUGGAGCUGCAGCUGGGCCUGAAGGAGAAGCAGUGGCAGCUGAGCCAUGCCCAGGUGCUGCUGCACAAUGUGGACAACCAGGCCACGCUCCUGGACCGGCUGCUAGAGGAGGCGGCCUCCUUGUUCAACAGGAUCGGGGACCCCAGCGUGGACGAGGAUGCCCAGAAGAGGAUGAAGGCCGAGUACGAUGCAGUGAAGGCCAAAGCCCAGGACAGGGUGGACCUGCUUGAGCAGGUGACCCGGGAGCAUGAGCAUUUCCAGGCAAGCGUGGAUGAGUUCCAGCUGUGGCUGAAGGCCGUGGUGGAGAAGGUGGGCGGCUGCCUGGGGCAGAACUGCAAGCUGCCCACCCAGCACCGUCUCUCCGCGCUGCAGGACAUCACCAACGAUUUUCCCAAGGGUGAGGAGUCUUUGAAGAGGCUGGAGGAGCAGGCUGUGGGGGUCAUUCAGAAUACCUCUCCUUUGGGUGCAGAGAAGAUCACCAAAGAACUGGAGGAGAUGUGGAAAGUUCUGGAGAAGCUGCGAGUCCUCUGGGAGGAGGAGGUGGGGCGGCUGCAGGACCUGCUGAAGUCCAAGGGGGCCCAUGAGCAGCAGAGGAGGCAGCUGGAGGCCGAGCUGGGCGAGUUCAGGAAGGGCCUCCAGAGGCUGGCCGAGGAGGGCCUGGAGCCGCAGGCGAAGGCAGGGACUGAGGACGAGCUGGUAGCCCGCUGGAGACUCUACUCGGCGACGCGGGCGACGCUGGUCACGGAGGAGCCCCGGGUUGACUGGCUGCAGGCCCAGCUGAAGGAGCUCAUCACCUUCCCCCACGACCUGCAGCCGCUCUCCGACAGCGUCGUCGCUGCCAUCCAGGAGUACCAGAGCAUGAAGGGGAAGAGCGCCAGGCUGCGCAAUGCCACGGGGGCGGAGCUGUGGCAGCGUUUCCAGCGGCCCCUGCAGGACCUGCAGCUAUGGAAAGCCCUGGCCCAGGGCCUCCUGGAUGUCACCGCCAGCCUGCCAGACCUGCCCUCCAUUCACACCUUCCUGCCCCAGAUCGAGGCUGCCCUGGCGGAGAGCUCCCGCCUCAAAGAGCAGCUGACGAUGCUGCAGCUGAAGACAGACCUGCUGAGCAGCGUCUUUGGCCAGGAGAGAGCCGCCGCCCUCCUGGAGCAGGUGGCAAGCUCCGUGAGGGACAGAGACCUGCUGCACAACAGCCUCCUGCAGAGGAAAAGCAAACUGCAGAGCUUGCUCGCUCAGUACAAAGAUUUUGGGGCUGCUUUCGAGCCCCUGCAGAGGAAGCUCUCGGACCUCCAAGUCAGAGUCCAAGCCGAGAAUGGGCUUCAGCGGGACCUUCCUGGGAAACAGGCCCAGCUUUUGAGGUUGCAGGGGCUGCAGGAGGAGGGGCUGGACCUGGGGAUGCAGGUGGAGGCCGUGAGGCCUCUCGUCCAGGGGAACCCCAACCACCAGCACAAAAUGGACCAGCUCUCCGCCGAGUACCAGGCCCUGCAGAGGUCUCUGGAGGACCUCGUGGACAGGUGCCGGCAGAGCGUGCAGGAACAUUGCACCUUCAGCCACGAGCUGCUGGAGCUGCGACAGUGGAUCGCUGUGGUCACUCAGAAGCUGGAGUCACACCGGGGGGACACAGGCCCGUGGGAUGCCCAGUCCCGAGAGGUCGAAGUGGAGAGGCUGCUGGCUGAAUUCCCAGAGAAGGAGGCCCAGCUGCCCCUGAUCAAAGCGCACGGCUGGCUGGUGAUGGAGAAGUCUUCUCUGGAGGGGGCUGCUGUGGUCCAGGAGGAGCUGGAGGAGCUGGAGGUGUCGUGGCAGGCCCUGAGGCUGCUGGAGGAGAGCCUGCUGAGCCUCAUCAGAAACCAGCAGCUGCAGAGGACAGAAGUGGAUUCAGGGAAGAAAACGAUUUUCACCAACAACAUCCCGAAGACUGGAUUUCUCAUCACGCCCACGGAUCCUGUUCCCAGGCAUCGCCGUCAGGCAGAUCUGCUCCAGGAAGAAGGCAGCCGUGAAGAUUUCUCCCUACUCCUGAGGAACUUUGAGCAGUGGUUGCAGCUGGAAAAUUCCAAGCUGGUUAGAAUCAUCGCCAUGAGAACUGCCACAGCCAAAGACUUGAGGACCAGAGAAACAAGGCUGCAGGAGCUGGAGGCCCGGGUCCCAGAAGGUCAGCAUCUCUUUGAGAACCUCCUUCAUCUCAGGCCAGCAAGGGAGACCUCAGAUGAGCUGGAGGAUCUGCGCUACCGGUGGAUGCUGUACAAGUCCAAACUCAAGGACUCCAGCCACCUGCUGACACAGAGUUCUCCAGGGGAGAUGACUGGAUUCCAAAAGAGCCGGCGGUGGCGAGGACUCGGCCCCCUCUCCCGGAAGGUGUGCUGCGUGGCGCUCCCCCUGCAGCUGCUGCUGCUGCUCUCCCUGCUGCUGCUCUUUCUGCUGCCCGUCGGGGACGAGAACCGCAGCUGCUCCCUGGCCAACAACUUGGCCCGCUCCUUCACACUCAUGCUCCGCCACGACGGCCCCCCGCCCACCUAGCCCGCCGGGGGCACCCAGGUGACUUUCUUCUCCAACCUUCCCUCGGCCCCAGGGCUCCUCCGGAGGGCACCGGGGAAACUGGAAGCAGGGACGGGCCAGCGCUGCGGCAGUGGACAUGCUGUACCAGUGUUCCCAGCACAAACCUCCUUUUUAUACAGUGUUGUCUUCGUCUAUUUAUACUAAAUGCCUACUAUGUCUGACCAGGGAAUAAUGUAUAGAAUCUUUAUAUGCUCUGUAUGUAAACGCUCAGUGUCUCUAGUGUCAUAUAUGACCUCUAUUUCUAGUUGGGAAAAUUCCCAGCAGUUCGCUUGUCCAAUGGGAUUUUGUGGCAUUUUGGCCUUGGUCUGCCGUCAGCCCUGGAAAGCAGGAACAAUAACAUAUCGCUUUUAUGCAACCUCUUAUCCAGAAGCCAACCCCCAAACCCGGAUAUUAGUAAAAGGUCUCUGAGCUGUCAACAUAGACAGCAACGCAGGCCCUCGCUCAGAGCCCAGUGACUCUUGCUUUGGGCACAGUGAGAACACACACGUUUGUCUGGUUUUUAAAACGACAGCAGAUUAGAUGCUUGGGUUAGGAGCAGAGACGGUGAUGAUCAAAGGCAGCCCAGUGACAGCAGUGAACAGUGACAACUGACAGAGUGAUAUGGAGGGAGGAAAA